AUGGCCACGCAGAUCUGUUCCUCGAUCUUCUCUUCUGGGUCCAUCAAGGGCCUCUGUGGCACAACAAGUGGCAUGUGUCGGGUGUCCCCUGUUCGCUCUGUGGGCUCCUGCAGGGUCCCCAGUCUUGCUGGUGCUGUGGGCUCUGCCUCCUCCUGCAGGAUGGGCCUCUCUGGCCUUGGGAGCUGCUUGCCUGGCUCCUACCUGUCCUCUGGGUGCCACUCCUCUGGCUUUGCUGGCAGUGGGGGCUGGUUCUGCGAGGGCUCCUUCAAUGGCAGCGAGAAGGAGACUAUGCAGUUCCUGAAUGACCGCCUGGCCAACUACCUGGAGAAGGUGCGGCAGCUGGAGCGGGAGAAUGCGGAGCUGGAGACCAAGAUCCGAGAGUGGUGCGAGUGUCAGAUCCCGUACAUCUGCCCGGACUACCAGUCCUACUUCAAGACCAUCGAGGAUCUCCAGCAGAAGAUCCUGCUGACCAAGGCUGAGAAUACCAGGCUGCUCCUGCAAAUUGACAACGCCAAGCUGGCUGCUGACGACUUCCGGACCAAGUACGAGACGGAGCUGGGCCUGCGGCAGCUGGUGGAGUCGGACAUGAAUGGCCUACGCAGGAUCUUGGACGAGCUGACCCUGUGCAAGGCCGACCUGGAGGCCCAGCUGGAGUCUCUGAGGGAGGAGCUGCUCUGCCUCAAGAAGAACCACGAGGAGGAAGUCAACGCACUCCGUUGCCAACUCGGGGACCGACUGAAUGUGGAAGUAGAUGCCGCCCCCCCAGUGGAUCUCAACAAGAUCCUGGAUGAUAUGAGAUGCCAGUAUGAAGCCCUGGUGGAGAGUAACCGCAGAGACGUGGAGGCCUGGUUCAACACGCAGACUGAGGAGCUGAACCAGCAGGUGGUGUCCAGCUCAGAGCAGCUUCAGUGCUGCCAGACGGAGAUCAUUGAGCUGAGACGCACUGUCAACGCCCUGGAGAUUGAGCUGCAGGCCCAGCACAGUAUGCGGAACUCCCUGGAAUGUACCCUGGCGGAGACCGAGGCCCGCUACAGCUCCCAGCUGGCCCAGAUGCAGUGCCUGAUCAGCAACGUGGAGUCCCAGCUGGCCGAGAUCCGCUGCGACCUGGAGCGGCAGAACCAGGAGUACCAGGUCCUCCUGGACGUCAAGGCCCGGCUGGAGUCGGAGAUCGCCACCUACCGCUGCCUCCUGGAGGGAGAAGACUGCAACGUGUCCUGCUCCCCGGCUUCCCAUGUCUGCACCUAGAUUCGCACCAUCGCCGAGGAGAUCAGAGAUGGGAAAGUCCUUUCCUCCAGG
Miniopterus natalensis is the source of this 1296-nucleotide messenger RNA. Lineage: Eukaryota; Metazoa; Chordata; Mammalia; Chiroptera; Miniopteridae. The record is from RefSeq and is a predicted model, not a curated record.